Annulohypoxylon maeteangense is the source of this 1062-nucleotide messenger RNA. Its product is annotated as 3(2),5-bisphosphate nucleotidase HAL2. Gene Ontology annotation, molecular function: 3'(2'),5'-bisphosphate nucleotidase activity. Gene Ontology annotation, biological process: phosphatidylinositol phosphate biosynthetic process; sulfate assimilation. The coding region runs from base 1 to 1062 and encodes 353 amino acids. The transcript has a single exon. NCBI's taxonomy places the organism in Eukaryota, Fungi, Ascomycota, Sordariomycetes, Xylariales, Hypoxylaceae. The record is from RefSeq and is a predicted model, not a curated record.
AUGUCGUCAUACGCCAAAGAGCUUGAGAUAGCUCAGCUAGCCGUCCAGCGUGCUUCCAUUUUGACCAAGAGGGUUUUCCACGAGAAAGCCAAAGGAACCGUCUCUAAAGAUGAUAAAUCGCCUGUCACGAUCGGUGAUUUUGGUGCUCAGGCCCUUAUUAUUAGCGCCCUGAAAGCGAACUUCCCUGACGAUGAGAUCGUCGCUGAGGAGGAGGCCGCUCAGUUGCGCCAGGACACCAAUUUAAGACAGACUAUCUGGGACUUGGUUAAGACUACUCAACUCUCUGAUCCUGAAGCUGAGAGUCUGCUCGGCGGGGAGAUCAAUGACGAGGAGUCCAUGAUGACAAUGAUCGACUACGGCAACAGUAAAGGUGGCGCUAAGGGCCGCAUAUGGGCCAUCGACCCUAUCGAUGGGACCAAGGGUUUCCUACGUGGUGGCCAAUAUGCUGUGUGUCUCGCUUUGAUGGUAGAUGGGGAUGUUAAGGUUGGCGUCCUGGGUUGCCCGAAUCUGCCUAUUGACGAUUCUGCUCCGCUAUCAGGAAGCAUGGAAACUGGCCAGACUGAUGAGGGCCGAGGUGUCCUAUUCUCGGGUGUGCUAGGCCAGGGCGCCACAAGCCGCUCAUUGACUACUGGCUCCCUAGUUAAGGAGAAGAGCAUCUCUAUGAAAGCUAUCACUGACAUCUCCGUCGCCACAUUCUGCGAGAGUGUAGAAGCCGGCCACUCGUCCCACGGAGAUCAGGCCGAGAUCGCUCGGUUGCUUGGCAUAACAAAUCCUAGUGUGAGAAUGGACUCCCAGGCUAAAUAUGCUUCUAUUGCACGAGGUGCUGGCGACAUCUAUUUGAGACUACCUGUCAGCGCGACGUACCAGGAGAAAAUCUGGGACCACGCUGCGGGCGAUCUCAUCGUCCGCGAGGCUGGUGGUGCCGUAACAGAUAUCCACGGCAAGCGACUAGACUUUAGCGUUGGACGAACACUGGCAAAUAACAAGGGCGUCGUCGCCGCAUUUGCUGCUACUCAACCCCAGGUGCUAAAGGCCGUCCAGGAGGUUCUUACGAAGAAAUAA